Orcinus orca (killer whale) is the source of this 3227-nucleotide messenger RNA. RefSeq names its product RAB6A, member RAS oncogene family (gene RAB6A). The transcript is spliced from 9 exons. The record is from RefSeq and is a predicted model, not a curated record. NCBI's taxonomy places the organism in Eukaryota, Metazoa, Chordata, Mammalia, Artiodactyla, Delphinidae. Gene Ontology annotation, molecular function: GTP binding; GTPase activity. Bases 709 to 1236 code for a protein of 175 amino acids.
CACGCACGCACGCCGUGGCUGGCUGGGCGGCAGGCUCGCGCCCGGGCUCGCCCCGCGCCGCGCCGCGCCGCGCCACAGGCUCGCGCACUCAGCAGGUUGGGCUGCGGUGGCUGCAGCUGUGGAGCUGGAGCGCUACGUGUGAGAGGUCCCAGACACGUCUGCGGCUCCGGCUCCGCCACCCUCGCCUCAGUCUCGGUGCCGGGUGCUGAGAGGGGAACAGCUCUAGCCUCGGGACCCCCGAGCACACCCCUGGCUGCUUCCGACACCGCCCUCCUUCCUUUCCCAGCUGCGGGCCUCGCUCGGUGCUAGGCGACUCCGAGGAGAGGCGGCGGCGACGGCUGCCUGUCUGUGAGAGGAGCCUUGUUCUCCAGCCUUGCUCCGCUGCCGGGCCCUGCAGGGGCCGAGACAGCUCGGCGCCGACCCUUCCUCUAUCCUCCCCGUGAACCGGUUGGAGCGGCGUCGGUCUGGGAGGUCUCUGGGCUGAGGCGGCGGCAGCUCCUCCGGCUCCAUCAUGUCCGCGGGCGGAGACUUCGGGAAUCCGCUGAGGAAAUUCAAGCUGGUGUUCCUGGGGGAGCAGAGCGAAUUUUUUCAUUUGUGCCUGGUUAUGGCUUGAAGUGUGUUCUUCCCAAAUUCGUAUGUUGAAGUUUAACCUCUAGUACCUCAGAUGCAACUGGUUAAGUUGGAAAGACAUCACUGAUUACCAGAUUCAUGUAUGACAGUUUUGACAACACCUAUCAGGCAACAAUUGGUAUUGACUUUUUAUCAAAAACAAUGUACUUAGAGGAUCGAACAAUCAGGCUGCAGCUAUGGGAUACUGCGGGUCAGGAACGUUUCCGUAGCCUCAUUCCCAGUUACAUCCGUGAUUCUGCUGCAGCCGUAGUAGUUUACGAUAUCACAAAUGUUAACUCAUUCCAGCAAACUACAAAGUGGAUUGAUGAUGUCAGAACAGAAAGAGGAAGUGAUGUUAUCAUCAUGCUAGUAGGAAAUAAAACAGAUCUUGCUGACAAGAGGCAAGUGUCAAUUGAGGAAGGAGAGAGGAAAGCCAAAGAGCUGAAUGUUAUGUUUAUUGAAACUAGUGCAAAAGCAGGAUAUAAUGUAAAGCAGCUCUUCCGACGUGUUGCAGCAGCUCUACCUGGAAUGGAAAGCACACAGGACAGAAGCAGAGAAGACAUGAUUGACAUAAAACUGGAAAAGCCUCAGGAGCAACCAGUCAGCGAAGGAGGCUGUUCCUGCUAAUCCCCCAUGGCAUCUUCAACUUUCCUCCAGAAGCUCACUGCUUUGGCCCCCUUACUCUUUCAUUGACUGCAGUGUGAAUAUUGGCUUGAACCUUUUCCCUUCAGUAAUAACGUAUUGCAAUUCAGCAUUGCUGCCUGUCUCUUGGAGAUGAUCUAUUAGCUUCACAAGCACAAAAAAGUCAGUGUCUUCAUUAUUUAUAUUUUACAAAAAGCCAAACAAUUGCAGCAUAUUCCAGUGGUAACUUUAAAAAUUAGAUACAUUUUCUUAACAUUUUUGUUUCCUUUUUAAUGUUAUGAGAAUGUACUUCAAAAUGAUGGAAAUCUCAACAGUAUGUGGCUUGGUUAAGGAGCAGUUGUUCACAGCAGCACUUGCCUACCUACUUGAUCUCUCCCUACUUUACUUGCUUGUUCUUUACCCCAUUUCCUAUUCCAGUCCUUCCUCCAUCAAAACAAACAAGAGGGGGCAAAGCAGUAGUCACACCAAGCCCAUUGGAAUUAUCCUUCAGUUUUAGCAAUACCACUUGCUCUCAAGAUAUCCAAAAUUAUUCUUAAGCACUGAUAUAAAUUAGUUAGACCUUAAUUGAGGUCAAAACUCAACUAUCAUGGUAGGCAGUGCUGGAAUAAGGAAAGGGUUCUGGUGUGUCUUCAGAAUGAGUCCUAAUGAACAUACUGAGUACUUACAAGUAAAUGAACAUAAAAUAUAUUUCUGACCAAAACAAAUGAUUCUUUCACAUGUUAGACUCUGGGAGAGAAAAGUAAAAGUGCUUCAGAACAGGUUUUAAAUAUUUAAUUCUUCUAAGAUCUAUUUCUUCCAGGAUUUUAAAUUUGUCAAAAUCGAGUUCUUCUGUUUGUUUAAAAAACAAAACUAAACUUUUUUAGGCAAUAGAUUUCUCUUGGGUUUUCUUUUUCUGUCUUCCUUUUCUUUCUUUCCUUCUUUCUUCCUUCCUUUCUUUCUUCCUUUUUUUUUGAAAUGCUGUGCAGGCAAGGCACUGUAGUAAUCAAAUUCCUUUAAGAAGAACCAGUGGAAGAAUUUAAAUUUGGCACUUUGAUCGAAACUACUGUAACUAGUAGAAACAAUGAUAUCUAAACCUUACCAACUAAAGAAUCCUCAAGAGAAUAGCAAAUACUUUGCCCAGGACAAUUGAGGUCAAAUUGAAAGUGGAAACAGUUUUCUUAUAAGCCCUAGAGGCAGAUCUGAAAAAGCAUACAUAGAAGAGGGAAAGGAGAGAAUGAAAAUAAAACUUAAUAUGCAGAUUUAUGCCUUAUUUUUCAGCAUUUUUUUAUGUUCUCUCAAUCCAGUUUUGCUUUUUAUUAGAUCUGUAUAGUUUGCUUAAUUCACUAGUGAUUUAAUUUUAUAUUUAAGCUACAAUUAAUCUUUUUUCUUUGGUGAUAUUUCUUUGCCUUUUUUAAAACUACUUUCAAUUUUUAGAUAUUUUAUUUAGAGCUUCAUAACAAUGGCAAUAUGUAUUUCCCUUAAAACACUGCAAACAAAUAUACUAGGAGUGCACCAUUUUAAUCUUUACUAGUUAUUGUGAGAUUGCUGUGUAAGUUAAUAAAUACAUUUGUAAAUACAUUGUUUGCAGGAAGAAAAUUUCUGAGUUACAGCUCAGGAAAAGCCUGCUGAAUUUAUGUUGUAAGCAUUACUUAACACAGUAUAAGGAUGAAAAGGCAACAAAAAUAUCUUCAUACUUCCUCAUCCCCUCAUUGCAACAAAACCCUUAACUGGGAGAACCUUAUUCCUUCCCCUCUUCCUCCUCCACUUCCCACUUAUUGUCCAACCUUAUAAUAUUCAGAGAGCACUUGGAUUAUGGGUCUGAAUAGAGAAAUGCUUUCAGAUAAUCAUUAGCCCACAUACCCCAGUAACUUGUACUCAAAGACGGGAUGGAGUUGUAAAGUGCUUUUAUAAUACAAUAUUAUUGUUAAAGGCAAGGGUUGACUCUUUUGUUUUAUUUUGACAUGGCAUGUCCUGAAAUAAAUAUCAAUUCAAUAUGG